AUGUGUGGUAUUGCCUAUGGAUGUGAAUAUGAUGAAACAACUAUUACAUUACAAGGUAUUGGAGUAUUAUACAAAUAUUGGAGAUAUGGUAUUGGUAGUCGAUUAUUAGAAUUUUUUGAAACAAAAGUAGAUAGAAUAAAAAUUACAGUUGGAACAGCUUCUGAUGAAUCUGUAGAACAAUUUUAUCUUAAAAAUGGAUACAAACCCGUACAAUUUCUUAUUCGAAUUAAAUUUAAUCAAUUACCUUUUGAUUAUGAACAAAAAAAAGCUAACUUUAAGGUUAUCAAUGAAAAGUAUGAUCAAGAAAAUGAAGCAAUUAUUUUAUUUAUUGAAACAUUAGAAUAUGAUAAUAAAUUAAAAAAUAAUAUUAAAACAGAAUUUCAUUCCUAUGAAACAAUUUAUAUCAUGGAAAAGGGUAUUCAGUCCAAUAUAUCAUGUGAUAUAAAUCAAUUUUUCUUAUCCAAAACUGAUGAUGUAUGUCCUUCAGUAGUAAAACAAAAAAAUACAUAUCCAAACUUAAAAAUACGGCGAUAA
Molecule: messenger RNA, 534 nt
Organism: Didymodactylos carnosus
Lineage: Eukaryota; Metazoa; Rotifera; Eurotatoria; Philodinida; Philodinidae
Source: the annotation of a GenBank genome assembly